AUGCAACCCGCAGCAAGUGUAUCAAACCCAGCCCCUCAGAUCAUUGAAGCAGGGGAGCUCAGAGCCCCACCGACAGCUGCCGAGCCUCGUGCAAAGCGACCACGUCGACCAGCAACCCAGGGAGUUGUGCGGACACCCCGAGUAAUCCCUGCAGCCCCCAGUCAUCCCCCUAGUAUCACCCCCAGUCGCAUAAUCGCAGACAGCCCUUUACCCCCCAUUGUCCCAAUUGACCCGAUCUUCAACAAUGACGAUGAGGAGCCACAGCUGCAAGACUCAGAGGAUGAAGAUAGCACAUCUGGCGACUUGGAUGGAUUCAUCCGACCACCCCCACCUGUUGCUGUCCACCAACCUACCGAGAUGUCCAAUGUCUCUCCCCCACCCCCAGCUUCAGCUGUAGUUGGCCCGCCAGCUCUUCAACGUGAGAUUUUCAUAUUCUUAAUAUUCUGGCCCCAGGAACCUUCUGACAUAGUAUUCGUUAGGCAUCCGAAACAAGCCAAUGGUGCCUGUCAGUUGUCAUGUGGAUGA
This is a messenger RNA of Puccinia graminis f. sp. tritici CRL 75-36-700-3, 525 nucleotides long. RefSeq lists its product as uncharacterized. The record is from RefSeq and is a predicted model, not a curated record. Lineage: Eukaryota; Fungi; Basidiomycota; Pucciniomycetes; Pucciniales; Pucciniaceae. The transcript is spliced from 3 exons. Bases 1 to 525 code for a protein of 174 amino acids.